CCUCCUCCUAGCUUGGCUCGCCUCUGCUCCGCUUCGCCUUUGCUCCGACCCGGUCGGCCUCGCCGCCGUCGCCGCCGCCACCGCAUCACGCGCGCGCGCGCGCGACGGCGCGAGCGCACGGGUGAGGUGAGAGAGGGGUAGUAGAGCAGCAGCCGCCCCCGACCGCCCACGCCCGGGCCGGGUGGUGGAGCACACCGUGGCAUGAUUGGGUCCAUGGCCUCCUGACCCCGCCUCCCUCUCCUCCUCCUCUGCUCCCCUUUUGCUGCUGUUGCUGCUUCCUACUCUCACUCUGCUUCUGCUGCUCAAUCCACCUGCUCCUCUCCUUCUCUUCUCUCUCCCGAGCGGCCGAGAAGAGGCGAGGGGAGAAGGGAGGACUUGAUUCUUGCUUGUUGCUGAUCCAUUCUUUCUUGCUCUGCUCUGCUCUUGUGUGGUGUGUGUGUCCAGGCUUGCCGCAUUAAAGGAGAGGUGGUUUUUGUUGACCCUGUUUAGCAGCAGCAGCAGCAGCAGCGACCAAGAUCCGUCUCGUCGGGGAAGAUGAGGAGAUCUGCAUCUGUAUGCUUCCAAUCCCUCUUUAGCUUUGGGAUAAUGAGCUACUCCGAGUCCUUUUGGUUUUCAUAACCAUGGUUGGGACUCAAUGGUCCAAUGUAUCCAGUACAUACUGCAAGGACAUGGCAUCAAGCGUAUAUCGACCCCACAGUGUCACAAUAACUGAAUUUGGUGCUGUUGGGGAUGGUGUGACUCUCAAUACCAAAGCAUUCCAGAACGCAAUCUUCUACCUCAAUUCAUUUGCAGACAAGGGUGGCGCACAGCUCUUCGUGCCUGCGGGAAGGUGGCUGACAGGGAGUUUUAGUCUUAUCAGCCAUCUCACUUUGUCACUGGAUAAGGAUGCAGAAAUAAUUGGAUCUCCGGAUUCAUCCGAUUGGCCAGUCAUUGAUCCUCUUCCAUCCUAUGGGCGAGGUAGAGAGCUCCCUGGAAAAAGACAUCAGAGUCUAAUUUUUGGAACUAAUCUAACAGAUGUAAUAAUUACUGGCGCUAAUGGUACCAUUGAUGGCCAGGGAGCCAUUUGGUGGGAUUGGUUCCACAGCAACACACUGAAUUAUACUAGGCCACAUCUUGUUGAGUUGAUGUACUCCACCGAUGUUGUUAUAUCCAAUUUAACCUUCAAGAACUCACCGUUUUGGAAUAUCCAUCCUGUAUACUGCAGCCAAGUGCUUGUCCAGCAUGUCACAAUCCUAGCGCCCCUGAAUUCACCGAACACUGAUGGCAUUGAUCCAGAUUCGUCCACAAAUGUCUGCAUUGAUCAUUGUUAUGUCAGAAAUGGAGAUGAUGUUAUUGUCAUAAAAAGUGGGUGGGAUGAGUAUGGCAUUUCCUUUGCUCGUCCUAGCACAAACAUCAGUAUCAGCAACAUCACAGGAGAGACAAGGGGUGGUGCAGGGAUUGCCUUUGGAAGUGAGAUGUCAGGUGGCAUAUCCGAAGUCCGGGCUGAGGGUCUCCGCAUCGUCAACUCAAUGCACGGGAUCAGAAUCAAGACCGCUCCAGGGCGUGGAGGGUAUGUGAAGAACGUGUACAUAUCUGAUGUGAGCAUGGACAAUGUUUCGAUGGCCAUCAGGAUCACCGGAAACUUUGGUGAACAUCCUGAUGACAAAUAUGAUAGAAAUGCUCUCCCAAUGAUAAGCAAUAUUACAAUCGAAAAUGUGGUCGGCGUCAAUGUUGGUGUCGCUGGCAUCUUGGAAGGAAUUGAGGGGGACAACUUCAGCAGCAUUUGCCUGUCCAAUGUUUCCCUCAGUGUACAGUCUAUGCAUCCCUGGAAUUGUUCGCUUAUCGAAGGUUAUUCAAACUCUGUGAUCCCAGAGUCAUGUGAGCAACUCAGAACAGAUUGUGGACAGACACCAAUUUGCUAUGAUGGUGGAAGUUCUUCAGCAAUACAUGCACAGGCAGCCAGACAUAGAUUGUCGAGUGCCAGCAGAUUGCUAAAUCCUUUACUGAAGUUGGCGAUGCUGUAGAGUAGGUAGAGAGAUGCUCUAUUUAUUUGCUGCAGAGGGGCUUUUGCUUCGUGGGAUGCGUCAUGUACAUCUGAUUCUUGCGAUUGUUUUUUUUUUAUUAGCACGAUGUUUGCUUCUUGUAUAUAGUUGUGGGAGAUGAAUGUUGGUGUACCAUGCAUGUUUUUGUCACCAUCUUUGAUUUGUGAUGUAUCUGUUCCAUAGCCUUUUGUUGGGAAGAAAACAGUAUGAUCCUCCUUCCAAUAUGUCCAGUUUUGUGGAUAGGGUCAUCAAAAUUGUAACUUGUAAGUUGAGUAGCAACAAGAGAGAAGAGUCAGUUUUAAUCAUUCUUUUA
Molecule: messenger RNA, 2334 nt
Organism: Oryza sativa Japonica Group (Japanese rice)
Lineage: Eukaryota; Viridiplantae; Streptophyta; Magnoliopsida; Poales; Poaceae
Product: probable polygalacturonase
Biological process (GO): carbohydrate metabolic process
Molecular function (GO): polygalacturonase activity
Source: RefSeq, a predicted model, not a curated record